AUGUAUAAAAAUGUCUUAAUACAAACUACUUUAAGAAGAAGCGUUACAAUGAGUAAUCCAGUAUCUACCUCAAAUAAACCUAAUUCUACAGUGGAUGAAGGUGAUGUUCAAAGACAUAGCAGACUAAUGAAAGAAUGGUGGGAUCCAAAGGGUAUUUUAGGAACUCUUCAUUCGUUUAAUAACCUCAGAGUACCAUUUGUCAGAGAUGGUCUUGUGGCAGAGAAAAAUAGAACACUAACUCCGUUAGCCAAUCAACGCAUUUUGGAUGUGGGAUGUGGUGGUGGUAUCUUAUCAGAGGGCUUAGCAAAAAUAGGUGCAGUCGUAACUGGUGUAGAUGCUAGCAAGGAACUGAUUGAAUGUGCGAAAGAACACAGCAAUGUUAAUCCAAAAAUUACCGACAACAAACCAACUUAUUAUUGCACUACUAUUGAGGAACAUGCAGUGCAGUUUCCGAACUACUAUGACGCUGUUGUUGCAUCUGAAGUGAUAGAACAUGUUGCAAAUAAAGAGUUAUUUGUCAAAUCGUGCGUGGCUACCCUCAAACCUGGUGGACGAAUUUUCAUCACUACCCCAAAUAGGUCUCGAUGGACGCAAGUGUUAGGCAUUUAUGUGUCCGAGAAUAUCAUCAAGACACUUCCAAAAGGAACGCAUCAAUAUGAAAAGUUAACGACGCCUAAUGAAGUUACAUUUCUAUUGGAGCGAAAUUGUUGCCAAGUGGAGUUGAUACACGGAAUAAUGUAUUAUCCAUUCAUCGACAGAUGGACGUGGGUUAGGUACAAAACGCUAAUGUUUGGUCUUCAAGCAGUAAAACUGAACCCAGAAGAACAAUAA
Molecule: messenger RNA, 831 nt
Organism: Leptosia nina
Lineage: Eukaryota; Metazoa; Arthropoda; Insecta; Lepidoptera; Pieridae
Source: the annotation of a GenBank genome assembly